GCGCUGCUGGCUGCCCAGUGAUCAUCCAGGAAGAUGAGCGCCUGUGGGAGGAAGGCCCUGACCCUGCUGAGCAGCGUCUUUGCUGUCUGUGGCCUGGGCCUGCUGGGCAUUGCGGUCAGCACCGACUACUGGCUCUACCUGGAGGAGGGCAUCAUUCUUCCCCAGAACCAGAGCACGGAGGUCAAGAUGUCCCUGCACUCAGGCCUCUGGCGGGUCUGCUUCCUCGCUGGUGAGGAGCGAGGACGUUGUUUCACCAUAGAAUAUGUGAUGCCCAUGAACUCCCAGAUGACGUCAGAAUCCACAGUCAAUGUGCUAAAGAUGAUUCGCUCAGCCACCCCGUUCCCACUGGUCAGCCUCUUCUUCAUGUUCAUCGGCUUCAUCCUGAGCAAUAUCGGGCACAUCCGUCCUCACCGGACCAUACUGGCCUUUGUCUCUGGAAUCUUCUUCAUCCUCUCAGGCCUCUCUCUUGUGGUGGGCCUGGUGCUCUACAUCUCCAGCAUCAACGACGAGAUGCUCAACAGAACCAAGGAUGCCGAGACCUACUUCAACUACAGAUAUGGAUGGUCAUUUGCCUUUGCAGCCAUCUCCUUCCUUUUAACUGAGAGUGCUGGAGUGAUGUCUGUGUACCUGUUCAUGAAGAGGUAUACUGCUGAGGACAUGUAUAGACCUCACCCAGGCUUCUACCGGCCACGGCUGAGCAACUGUUCCGAUUACUCUGGCCAGUUUCUGCACCCAGAUGCCUGGAUCCGUGGCCGCAGCCCCUCGGACAUCUCCAGCGAUGCCUCCCUACAGAUGAACAGCAACUACCCAGCUUUGCUCAAGUGCCCAGACUACGACCAGAUGUCAUCAUCUCCCUGCUGAGCUUUAGCCUUCUCCCCACCUAAACUUUGGGUGGCUGGACAGCCUUUCCCCUUUCCCUCUGAGCCAAGGCCCAGGCCAUUCCCUGCUUAGCCAUUGUUACUUGACCACAUCCUAUCCCUGCUCCCAGAGUAACUCAUCCUUCAGUGAGCAUCAGAGCCUGGAGUUCAGAGGCAUGCUGAUUGGCUGAGAGUGUGAGUGAAGUCCUGCCUCUAGAGUGCCAAUCAUAGCCAUGGGCUCCUAGGAAGCCAGCAGCACCCCGUGCUGUGCUGUGCCGGAAGAUGCCUAUAUUCUAGUUGUGUUUUCUUCCUGCACUUCCGGGUCAGCCAAGGCCAGGCUGGAGUUGCCGAGUUUCUGAUACAGACAAAGCCAGACUUGAGUGCUUGCCAACAGGCCUGGCUCUCCCUCCGUGAACUGGACUGUGAAGCCAAAAGGUGACUCUGCCCCAGUGGGGCUGGCUGGCUCAGAACUCUCAAACAAACAGAUCCUUUCAUGUUGCUGGCCUCACUCUACAAAACACAUCUCUCUGUGUAACACUGCCCUCAAGGCUCUGGACCAGUCCCGACUCUCACCGUUCCAGAACACAGCUGCCCUGGUCAGGGACUAAGGUAAGUAUUCAGCGGUGCCAAUGACGUCACAAAGGUGUUAAUGGCUGAAGAUGUCUUAAAUACAUGGCCCCUUGAUAAGCUGUUUCAUGGGGGCUUUUGAUGCCUUAACCCGAAGAAGUGACUGAUGAUGAAAACUCAAGAGUUUGACAGUUGUGUAUUCA
Acomys russatus (golden spiny mouse) is the source of this 1627-nucleotide messenger RNA. It is a transcript of the gene Cacng5, whose product is annotated as calcium voltage-gated channel auxiliary subunit gamma 5. The transcript is spliced from 5 exons. Gene Ontology annotation, biological process: regulation of AMPA receptor activity; neurotransmitter receptor internalization; neurotransmitter receptor transport, postsynaptic endosome to lysosome. The record is from RefSeq and is a predicted model, not a curated record. Bases 34 to 861 code for a protein of 275 amino acids. Gene Ontology annotation, molecular function: channel regulator activity; voltage-gated calcium channel activity. Gene Ontology annotation, cellular component: postsynaptic density membrane; AMPA glutamate receptor complex. NCBI's taxonomy places the organism in Eukaryota, Metazoa, Chordata, Mammalia, Rodentia, Muridae.